Molecule: messenger RNA, 1789 nt
Organism: [Torrubiella] hemipterigena
Lineage: Eukaryota; Fungi; Ascomycota; Sordariomycetes; Hypocreales; Clavicipitaceae
Source: the annotation of a GenBank genome assembly
GCCACCACAUUGUUUCUCCUUCAGAUCAGACAAUUUAGCAGCCCCCCCACACUCCAGCUUCCAAUUCCUGAAAGCGAACAUUGGUAAAGCAUUGCUAUUACUGAUUCUGUUCAUUUGUCCCACGCACGCCGCGCUGUAUCUCAAAGCCUACGUGAAGCAUCGACUGCCCCCAUAAACAAAGCGUCCUUGGCGCAUCAACGCGAUCAAUCAAUCAACCCCCCUACGGGCGAUGCAACAGCCUAGCCAGUAGACAAUGGCACCGCAUAAUGACCGCCGCAGACAAGGUGUCUGGAGUCACUGGGUGCCUCUGGCUGUCACUCUCACCAUCGCGACUGUUGGUGUAGCAGCUUGGGCGUUGAGCCAAAGACAACAUGAGCACGACGACCAAGAAGAAGAGCACGAACCCGGCCUCGACUACGAGAAUGCAGACUAUGGAGAUAACCCACCUUAUGGCGCAACCUCUCGUGCUGCGACCAACAAUAAGCAACGACCUGCUGGAAACCCGGAUGGCGAAUCGUACGGUACGACAGCUGGUCACGCCGAGACGUCUGCCGCCAGCUGGGGAACACGCAUGUCUGGCGCUCUCAGGCGCACUCCCAGUCCCCAGCAAUUCUUCGAUUCUACGGGCAAGACCAUCACCGCCGGCGUUGCGGCUGCUGGUGCGGUAAUGGGCAAGGCGCUUGCGUCCAUCCGCGAAGACGACCGUUACCCUGCUGAUGCCAACCCUUGGUCGGAGGAGGCGGAUGCUAGAAAGACCCGAGGCGCUGCGACAACCCACGGCAAGCGACGCACUGUCGUCCUUGUUGUGUCUGCUGAUACGCAAAUGACCGGCCACGAUGAAGGCAGCGCCCAUGAGCACGCUUCUAUCCUGUCGCAUAUCCCCAGCAACAUUGAUUUCUCUAAAGUCAAGCUCUUUGUGUUGAUCUACGCCCCUGGCUUGAAGGACGCUGACACUGACGGCAACACGAGUAAUCUGCCACCCGCCUCGCUUAGCUCUUCAUUUUCUAACAUUGGUCAUGAUCAAGCCCAUACCCCUGGGUCGGAGGCCAGAAGCCCAACCCUCACUGCCUCGACAUCCAACGCCGCCUACAACGCAAUCUAUUCCCAGGCUUUGGCCCUCGUCGAGAAGGAAACGAUGAUUAUGCCAUUCACAACUCCCAACGGCCACACCUACAUGCUGCGACCCUUGCAGCCAGAUACCGUCUACCUCCAACAAUCUCUGAGCGGCGACAACGGCGCUCUAGUAACCAGCCUCCAAACAUGGUUCCGCCAUGAUAUUAUCUUGGUCGUUGGUGCUGAGGAGGGUUCUGGUGGACUUGCUGACAGUGAAUCUGAGGCUGAGAGAAGCAAGAAGGCCAUUGAGUGGUGGCAACGCCCUGAGCGUGUUGGCAGAGGUCGUGGCGUCGUGGUGGUAGACAGCAUGCGUGUGCAUGACGACUGGGUCCGCCGCAUUGAAGGACAAGAAUAGAAAUCUUGGGUCUUCUGAUGACAUAUGAAGUUCUACAUAUUGUAUUUUGGGAAAUAGUCUAGAAAUUAGCUGUAAAUUGUUUGAUGACGAUGAAUGUACCGUCUUUGUGUCGAAAUGCUGACAGGUACCCUAUAUAAGAUUCACCUAUCCCGCAUUGUUCAGAAUUGAUCAAGUAGGGUGUAUAAAUUGGUGAUACGAGGCUUAAAAAUCUUUAAUUUUAACUCGUUUGUUAUUUUCCGCCCAUGAUUUUCAGUGUUCUGCAUGUCUUGGACGCCAAUCGGCAAUGACAAUUAUUCUUCAUCUUUUCUUCGCAGAGGUAGC